GUGCAAGCGUCACUGCGCAGCUGGAGGAACCCUCGGUGACAGCUCUGACACUUUGUCACGACCAUGGCCAUCACAAGACAGAAGGAUUACUUGUCGUUAUCCAUCGUAAGCAUGCUCUUCUGCUUCUGCCCCCUUGGGUUGGCCGCCCUCAUCUUCUCGCUGAAGUCACGAGAUGCUUCCAACCAGAACGACCCGGACACAGCAGCAAAGCACUCCAAGACUGCCUACCACCUGAAUAUCGCCGCCAUGGUGGUGGGAAUCAUUUUGAUAAUCAUCGUUGUUAUCGCCAACAUUGUAGUAGUAAGCUCAUAAACAUAGUUACCUCUCCUGCCAAGACACAAAGAUCGAAUGAUCACACUGAUGCCAGCCUUUUCGCCACUACCCCAAGUGGUUGUACGAUCCUGAUGUCUUGUACAUUAUUUCCCUGCUUCAUGGCUCAUAAUGCCCACAGGAUAACAGUUAUCCCAUGAUCAUAAACUGCCACGACUGGCAUCAGACCACCUGUCCACCUGUUUUAACGUGAAUCCGACGAUUUGAGAAUAAAUAGGCUUAAGCAGGCUAAGUGAAAAAAA
Molecule: messenger RNA, 572 nt
Organism: Bufo gargarizans (Asiatic toad)
Lineage: Eukaryota; Metazoa; Chordata; Amphibia; Anura; Bufonidae
Product: dispanin subfamily A member 2b-like
Exons: 2
Coding region: 64-312 (82 amino acids)
Cellular component (GO): membrane
Source: RefSeq, a predicted model, not a curated record